Paramecium primaurelia is the source of this 1991-nucleotide messenger RNA. The record is from the annotation of a GenBank genome assembly. Lineage: Eukaryota; Ciliophora; Oligohymenophorea; Peniculida; Parameciidae.
AUGAUGCCAAAAUUAAGUCGAGAGAAUACUAUAAGUAAUGCAAGUUGUCUUCCAAGACAUUUAAAUAUAUAAGGAUUCUAAAAAUUCAAUAUAAAGUCUAAUUCUCCAAGAACAUUUUAAGCAUGUUAAGAAUUGGGCAUUGAUCCAAUAGUUUUAGAAUUAAAGUAAGUAAAAUUAUGUAUACAAGAGAAGAAUCAGAUUUCAAAUAAAAUGAUUUAGAUGAGGAAAUAAUUUAACUUAGAUACUAACAUUAUUUAAACAAAGCUCAUUGUAUAUAAUAAAUAAUAUGAUAAAAUAGAACUGUUUACUGAAAUAACUUAAAGAAGAAAAGAGAUAAUUUAGAGAUAAAGAUAAAAACUAUAAAAUAAUAAUGCAUCAAUAGAAUCCCUAGAUAGAUCUAAAACAAUUAAGUUGUAAUAAUCAUUAGAUUAAUCAGAGUAAUUAUCUUAAUAUAAUUUAGAGUUCGAAGAUAAAUUGAUUCAAUCUAUAAUAGAACAGUAUCCUUCUUACAUUAAAAGAGUGAAUCUCCUACUAAAGAUCAAUUUGCAGGUGAUGUUUAUGAUCUUAAUUAAUUGGAAGGUGGAAUAGAAAAAGAGAUUGAUAGAUACAAUAAACAUAAAAAAUAAAAAAUGGUAAAUAUAUUAAAUCAUAUUAAUAAAUAGAGAGAAGCAUAACUUAAAUUAUAAGAAGAUGCAAAAAGAUUAUAAUUAAUAGAGAAAUGGAAAUAAAAGGAUUCAUAAAUGUUAGAUUAAAUAUUGUAAAGACAAUAUGCAUUUAAAUAAAAGAUAAAAGCUUAAAGUAAUGGAAGGAAAACACCUUUAUAAAAAAUUCCAUAAUUUACAGAUCCAAAAUCAUUUAAAAGAGAUAGUGAUACUAAAAUUGACAAGUAAAAAAUAACAAAUUUAAAUUAAGAGGAGAUACUUCAUUAUAAAAAACUAUGUACAGAACUAGAAUUGAUGAUUCAAAGAUAAAAUAAAGAAGAGAGAUGGUUAUUUAAAGAAAAGAAGUACUAAAUAAAUUAGAAGAUAUGGAAUUAUAAUAAGACUUUGAGAAAUUAUAAUUGAAAUUAAAUUAAAGUGAAAAAUUAUCUAAACAAUAAGCAUAAAUUAAAGUUGAAAGAAUAAAGGAAUAAUAUUAUCGAGAAUAAUAAUUAAUUUAAUAAUAAAAGGAAAUUAAUGUUGUUUAAUCUCAAGAACAUUUAAGUGCUAUGAUUAGUAAAAUGAUUAAUAAAGAAUAAGAAUUUAGAGGGUAACUUUAAUCUUAAUUAAUAUCAGAAUUAGAAAAAAAAUAAUUAUAAAAAGAAAAAUAGAAGAAAAUUAAAUAGAAUUAAAAUGAUCUAUAUAAAGAUCAUGAGUAAAUAUAUUUUAUAUUCUUUAGUAAUAAAUUAAAAUAAUUAAAUGAUAAAUUUAUCAAAAUAGAAGAAUAAAAUAAAUUAAGAAAAUAAGAAUAAGAACAUAAAAUACUUUUAAAAUAGGAAUUAAGAAGAUUAAAAGAAUAAGAUAAAUUAGAUAAUUAUGAAAGAUAAAAAAGAUAAAAUGAUUAUAAAAUGAUGACUCUAUAUAUGAAAUCUAAAUUUAUUGAAGAAAAAAAUUAACUCAAAUAAUAUUAAAAUGUAUUGAUUUAAAUUAAAUAUAGGAAGUUAUUUAAAAAACAUCUAUGGAAAUAAAUAAAUAAGAAAUAUAAGAACGAUAAAGAAUAUAUUCAUAACUUUAAGAUUUAAGUGAUAAUUUAUUGAACUAUAAAGUAUAAACAAUUUAUUUAUCUUUAGAGUGUUUCAUAACAUGAAUCAAGAUAAAAAUAAGAUUAAGCAAAAUUUAAAAGUGUUAAGUAAUCAUUUUAUAUUUUAUAUCUUUUCUAGAUUACUUAAAAAAUUUGCUCAAUUAGAAGAUCCUAAUAUUGAGUAACAUACAAAAGUACUAUUAACAAUGCUUUAACCUAAACCUAUAGAAAAAGAUAAUUCUAAUAGAAAAUUAAGUGUUCACAAAAAAUGA